GGGCGGAGGAAGGGAGAGGCUUGCCUCUGCAAACCCAUCUUACAGUGAGACCACAGACCCACACACAUUAACCACCACCCGGACCGAGGACGCGCCGUGGAAGGGCGAGUUGGACUCUCUGCCCACAUUUAGUCAUUUAUCUGGCCCUUUGUUAGUUGUAGGCAAGCGCGUGCUUUAGUUACUUUAUAACCAGCUGUUGAUUCAAAGUAGCGAACAAAGACUCCACAGACACGGGCGAGCAACUGGACUGUGGGACCAAACGCUACCAGAGGUUUAUUUCCAUAGCAAAUGUGGUUUAAAGAGAGCACCCUAUAGCUUGAUAAACCGCCGGGGACACGUGUUAAGAUGGACGUGAGGCUGCUCCUGAUUUCAGUUCUUCUGGGACUCAGCAGGGCACAACUAGAUGGUAACGAAUGCACCAAAGCCUCGGCCCAGUCCUGUGGAGAAUGCAUUCAGGCUGGAGAAAAGUGUGGAUGGUGUACAGACGAGGGCUUUCUGAAAGAAGGCGAGCAGAAGUCCACACGGUGUGAUGAGAUUGAAGCUCUGAUUAAGAAGGGCUGUACUAAAGCCAGCAUAGAAGAUCCUCGGGGAACUGUUACCGUCAACAAGAACCAAUCUUUGACAGACCGCACAAAGGAUGGAGUAAAACUAAAGCCAGACCAGAUCACCCAGAUUCAACCACAGAAACUCUCCCUAGACCUCCGAUCAGGCGAAGCUCAGAAGUUCAUUCUGACAUUCAAGAGGGCUGAGGAUUAUCCCAUAGAUCUCUACUACCUGAUGGACCUCAGCUACUCAAUGAAAGAUGAUUUAGAGAACGUCAAAAACCUGGGAACCGACCUGAUGUCUGAAAUGCAAAAGAUCACAUCUGACUUCAGGAUUGGCUUUGGCUCCUUUGUGGAAAAAACCGUCAUGCCGUACAUCAGCACGACGCCAGCCAAGUUGCUAAACCCCUGCACAUCAGACCAGAACUGCACCAGCCCGUUCAGCUAUAAAAAUGUGCUGAGUUUGACUUCCGAUGGAACUCAGUUUAAUAACCUUGUUAGCAAACAGCAGAUCUCAGGAAACCUGGACUCACCAGAGGGAGGGUUCGAUGCCAUCAUGCAAGUGGCUGUCUGUGCGAACCAAAUCGGCUGGAGGAAUGUGACCCGUCUGCUUGUGUUUUCAACGGAUGCUGGAUUCCACUUCGCCGGAGACGGAAAACUUGGUGGCAUCGUGCUCCCUAAUGACGGGAAAUGCCAUCUGCAGGAUAACAUGUACACUAUGAGCCAUUACUAUGACUAUCCUUCGAUCGCACAUCUGGUUCAGAAAUUAAGUGAAAACAACAUUCAGACCAUUUUUGCUGUAACUAAAGAGUUCCAGCCUGUUUACCAGGAGCUGAAAAACCUCAUUCCAAAGUCAGCUGUGGGAACGCUGUCCUCCGAUUCCGGCAAUGUGAUAAAACUCAUUAUUGAUGCAUAUAAUUCUCUGUCUUCUGAGAUCAUUCUGGAGAACAGUAGGCUCCCCGAAGGUGUGUCUAUCUCCUACAUCUCCCACUGCAAGAAUGGAGUGAGCGGGACAGGAGAAAAUGGGAGAAAGUGCUCCAACAUCUCCAUUGGGGAUCAGGUGACGUUUGAGGUAGCGGUCACGGCUAAAGGCUGUCCAUCUAAAGGUAAAUCAGAGACUAUAAAGAUCAAGCCGCUGGGCUUCACCGAGGAGGUGGAGAUCGUCCUCAACUUCAUCUGCGAAUGUGAGUGUCAUAAAGAAGGAAUCCCAAACAGUCCAGCAUGUCACUUUGGCAAUGGUACCCUGGAAUGUGGAGCAUGCAGGUGCAAUGAAGGACGUAUUGGCAGGGUUUGUGAAUGUAGUAAAGAUGAGGUCAGAACAGAAGAUCUGGAUGCGAACUGCCGCAUGGAUAACGGCACGGACAUCUGCAGCAACAAUGGAGACUGCGUUUGUGGAACGUGUGAGUGCAAAAAAAGAGACAACCCAGAAGAGAGAUACAGCGGAAAGUUCUGCGAGUGUGACAACUUCAGCUGCGACCGCUCCAACAACAAACUCUGUGGAGGUCACGGUCGUUGUGAAUGCCGAAAGUGUAUCUGUGACGCUAACUACACAGGAAGUGCUUGCGACUGCUCUUUGGACACCUCAACUUGUCUGGCCAGUAACAAACAGAUCUGUAACGGUCGGGGCACCUGCGAGUGCGGCGUGUGUAAAUGUACCGACUCAAAGUUUCAGGGUCCAACCUGUGAAAUCUGCCCAACCUGCCCUGGAGUUUGUACUGAACACAAGGAUUGCGUCCAGUGCCGAGCAUUUGGUACUGGUGACAAGAAAGACACAUGUGAGAAAGAAUGUAGCUACUUCAAUCUUAUAACAAAGAAGAAGAAGGAGGAACUUCCUCAGCCCAACGACCAGCCCUACAUCAAUCACUGCAAAGAGCGUGACGCUAACGAUUGCUGGUUCUUCUUCACCUACGCUACCAGGAACGACAGCACCGUUGAGGUCCAUGUGGCGGAGGAGCUUGAGUGUCCCUCUGGCCCUGACAUCAUCCCCAUCGUAGCUGGUGUGGUCGCAGGAAUUGUUCUGAUUGGUUUAGCACUUCUGCUCAUCUGGAAGCUGCUCAUGAUUAUUCACGACCGCAGAGAGUUCGCCAAGUUCGAGAAAGAGAAGAUGAAUGCCAAGUGGGACGCGGGUGAGAACCCCAUUUACAAGAGUGCUGUGACGACGGUGGUCAACCCUAAAUAUGAGGGCAAGUAAUGGACGAAAAUAUCCAUCUUCAAGCAACACUGUAUGCAGAACAAUUCAAGAGGAAUGGAAAAGUUGAAGUUUUUUUUUUUUUUUUUUUUUUUUUUGUGUGUGUGUGUUUUUAAAUCACCUUUUGGCUAUGCAUUUGCCACUGUUCAGUAUAAUCUAUUAACCUGUGUUUAUGCAUUGUUUUGGAACUGUACAGUAUGUAUAAACUUGAGUUUUUACUUUUUUAUGCAAUCUUAGACAAUAAUUUCAAUGUUCAGUAUUGAUUUUUAGCCACAGAUCUGCCUUGUUUUUCUGAAUGUUAAAACUGAUCAUGUUGGGUUAGAUGACGGGUUAUGUAGGUAUGAUGUGGUCAAGUAUGCAUGAAGAAUGAAUAUCCACAAUUCACAAGACUAGACACAGUUACUGGCUUGAGUGCAGUAACUAGAGCCAGUUUGUGUUUUCUGAUGGUACAGGAAACUUUCUGAACCUGUGGAUGGAGUGUCCUGUCACUGGUGUAGUAGGUAGCUGUAGCGGACCACUGCUGUUUGUACACAUGGUGCUUUUCAUGUAGACGCUUAUGUCGUCUGCAUAAUCUUGGAUGAUUUGAGUCCAGAUUCUAAUGUUUAGGUCUAUGUGACCAUGGAUCUGUGUGCUCACGUCGCCUUUCUUUGGUCUGCGAAGUCAGAUGGUUUAGUGUCCUUUUAUUGUGCACAUUGAUGAUUUAGUAUCUUUUAAUUACGUCACACACAAAAAUGUACAUUUUUUGUAAUUUCAUCUGUCAAGUGUUUGAUUUAAAUGCCUUUGACUUGGCAACACCUGAGUUGUUAGAGGGACAUUUUCAUCAUUGUCUGUGAAUGGAACAAUCAACUUUAUUAUUAUUAUAAUUGAAAACAUGAGUGUAAACUCGUAUGAAAAGAUCUUCAGGUUUUAGAUUUGUUUGAAGAAUGAGGAAAUGAAAACUCAGGUUCUGAAUUUCUCUCUAUCACUGAUGCCAAAUAUUUACGUCUACUGUGCAAGAACUAUAUUCCAGAUGUGGAUUUCACAUUUGUUUUUGUAAUUUAAUUUGUCCCUUUAUAACAUCAUUGUUCAUAAAUGAGACUCACUGCUCAGAUUAUUGUUGGUAAAGAUCAGUGUUAAAGAAAGUUAACUUGUUUUUUCCUUUUAUUUUCACUUUUUUUUAAUCUCUAAAGCUUUCAAAGCUUAAUCAUGUUACAUACACACUUUGCAUUUUAAAGUGCCUUUUUCAUUUUUUGCAUCAUGCCCACUGUCUUUUGUUUCUAGGAGUUAUUUAUUAAAAUGAACAACCCAAAA
Cyprinus carpio (common carp) is the source of this 4020-nucleotide messenger RNA. Its product is annotated as integrin subunit beta 1b. Gene Ontology annotation, biological process: cell adhesion mediated by integrin; cell migration; cell-matrix adhesion. Gene Ontology annotation, molecular function: fibronectin binding; C-X3-C chemokine binding; collagen binding involved in cell-matrix adhesion. Lineage: Eukaryota; Metazoa; Chordata; Actinopteri; Cypriniformes; Cyprinidae. The record is from RefSeq and is a predicted model, not a curated record. Gene Ontology annotation, cellular component: focal adhesion; cell surface; integrin complex.